GGGAGUUGGCGAGCUUGCAGCUAGUCAACCAGCCAAAGCUGGAUUUCAUUCCAAACGAUAACCAUUCAGUCACCAUCUACCGAAGUGCACGGUGUAGUUUUGUCCACUGGACUGAGCAGCGAUGUUUCUCUGCAGAACGGCCUGGCAAAGACUUGGGCCUUUGGCAAGGAAGACAGUCACACCAUUAUCCAAAAAUGUGGUUCCAGUGCGAUCCAUGUCCUUCGGGAUUCCCGGGGGCUCCGGGCAGAACCUUGUGUACUACAUCAUCGGCGGUGGCUCCCUCACUGCAGCUGCAGUCUACGCUUACAGGACUGUAACCGGCAAGGAAAAGGCGCCAGAAAUCAGCAGUCCAGUUGAAGUCCCGAGUGCGGUGGUUGAAGAAGCUGCCCCAGUCGUUGCAGAGGCUCCCGCUGAGCCUGUGGUUGCCGAGGCUGCUCCCGUGGAGACUGUUGCUGUGGAAGCGCCGCCUGCAGAGGCCGCUCCUGCGGAAACCGCGGUUGCCGAGGCCGCUCCCGCGGAAACGGUUGUUGCUGAGGCGGCUCCCGCGGAGGCGGCUCCUGCUGCUGUGGAGGAGGCGCCGGCAGUAGCCGAGGCCGCUCCAGCGGUAGAGGAGGCGGUAGCGGCCGUUGCUGAGGCAACUCCGGCUGUAGAAGAGGCUGCGCCGGCGGUAGCCGAGGCCGCUCCGGCGGUAGAGGAGGCGGCCCCCGUCGCUGCUGAAGCGGCUCCAGCAGAGGCCCCCGCGAUAGAAGCCGUGGCGGUGGCGGUAGCGGAGGCUCCGGCGGAAGCGGCACCGGCUGAAGCAGCCCCUGCGCCUGCAGAGGAGGCCGCGCCCGCCCCAGCAGAGACCACCGGUACAGCCCCCGAGGCGGCACCAGAGCCAGUCGCCGAGGCUGCUGCCGCCUAGGCCCAGGGUUCAGAGAGUGCACAGCGCUACAGAAGAGGCACAACUCCUUUUCCUACCAACCAGUCCCAGCCCAUGUAACCUUUUACAAUAAGUUGCAGAGGUUAACCAAUACUAUGCACACUUAGUUUUGGGCUCCAGUCUUCUCCCUCUUCUGAACAGACCUCCUCAAAGGCCAUUUACUCUACAUUUCUACAGUUUCGAAACCAUUGAAUCUUUAGUACAAUGCAGUGUAGGCAAUUAUCUAUGGUGUUUUUUUGUUUUUUGUUUCUCUUCUCCCCUCAAACUGGCUGUCUCAAGUACAGUUUGAAAUGAAGUAUUACUCUGUGGCCCAGGAAUUUUAAAUUCCAAUUUGAAUUCUUAAACAUGGAAAAGCAUCCUUGUAUAAAGGGGCACUUGAAAAUUGGGGGAUAUGAUUCCCGUGCUUGCUGAAAGUACAACCUUGACCUCAAAAUUUGAUGAGAAGUGUUUGCAAUACCAAUCUGGGCAUGUCGAUCAUGCCUUGACCUCAUUUUGAUAAAAAAAAAUAAAAAUUCAGGUUAUGGUAAUGAACACAUUACCUAUACAGAUAUGGCGUAGGAGACCGUUCUUUGAUCCUCUGCUGCAUCUUAUUGUGAAAUGUGACCAAAACCUGUCAGUUUCCUCUUCCUCCUGCUACAAACUGCUGCUCAACCCUCAACAGUUGUUUACAGACCUGAGCCAAUCUACCUUCAUAAAAAAAAAACCCGAUAGUAGUGAGCACCUACCUUGCCUGCCUUACCUCCUCAGAAGCCAAAGCUGCACCUGUUGUCUUGCAGCUCUUCUGACUGUUCAACUUUUCUGUCUGCAACCAGCCACUGAAACACUACCAGCUGCUCAUCCACACACUUACCCACAGCAACCUUGAGUUAGGCCUUAAAAUUGUGCUUCUCUGCCCUACCAUAUGCCGACUGCACCCAACAUGUUUGUAGAACAAUGUGAUUUGUCAUUUUCAUUAAAUCUUUAGAAAAACCGCUGACCGUUUUCCAUACGCUAAGAACUGUUACGGUGUAGUCUUUACUUGUAACUGUGAAGCUCGUGCAAGGGGACAUUGCAUUUUAAAAACCCACGCAGUAUCACUUUAAUGUAUAUUGUAUCAUAGUUCACGUUGCUACCUUAACCAGUUAAAACAUUUAAUCACGGAACAAGGGAAUUCAAGCCACGUAAUAAAGGCUUUGACUAUAUUUGCUGUGUUUAAUCUUUCAUAAUUGUGGGUGUCUUUGGAAAUGUGGAUGCAUUCCCACUUUGCAAGUUUGCAUUUUAAUGAUUAGGUGGCCGAACAGAAGUGUUCCCUGUUUGGAAUAAUUUAUCUGAUUGUAUGAGAGCCUGAUCAAUGUUAAAAAUGUUAUGAAGAGCUAUGGUUCAAGAAAUGGAAAUUAAAAGCACCUUCUCAGCA
This is a messenger RNA of Conger conger (European conger), 2315 nucleotides long. RefSeq names its product cuticle protein 16.5-like. Lineage: Eukaryota; Metazoa; Chordata; Actinopteri; Anguilliformes; Congridae. The record is from RefSeq and is a predicted model, not a curated record. Gene Ontology annotation, cellular component: mitochondrion. The coding region runs from base 122 to 904 and encodes 260 amino acids. Gene Ontology annotation, biological process: anterograde axonal transport. The transcript is spliced from 4 exons.